AUGACUGGAGGUAAGGGAAAUAUUUCUCAAGAGCUCACCUGUCUUAGUAUCUCUCACGAGUCUGAAAACACAGGUGUUAUGAUCACAAGUAUGGUUUUACACAUCGUCGUCUCCAUAUUGACAGCACUGGAAAAUCUUUUGGUUCUUGUUUCAAUUUUGGGAAGUUCUAGCUUACGGGUUUCACCGUCGAAUAUUCUUCUAUGCGGUCUCGUCCUAUCGGAUUUAUGUACUGGACUGAUAUCAGAAACGUGUUUCAUUACGUUGCAAAUUUUGGUUUACCAAAACAAACUCAAUUCAUGCGUGUUUCCAACCGUCCAUGCCAUAAUAUCUUCGUUCCUUAAAGAAGUAAGUCUUUUUACAGUAACAGCUAUAAGCAUUGACCGUUACUUUGCGAUAUAUUUUCAUCUACGAUACUCAGAAAUAGUCACAGAGAAAAGAGUACGGAUCGCAUUGGUGUGCAUAUGGUUCAUAAGUGGCAUAGGAUCCAUAGCAUGGAGUUCUGGCAAUGUGGCGUUUUCUCAAGUCAUGUUGGUUGUGACAACUGUUUGCCUUGUUGCCAUGUUUUACACUUGGACUAAAAUCUACCAAGUAAUGCGUCGCCAUCAGGCUCAGAUCCAUGAACAAAGGAACACUCCACCACAUCAAAUUGACAUGUGCAGGUUUAAAAAAUCAUUCACUAAUACCAUAUAUAUUUUAAUGAUUUUUCUCGUCUGUUAUCUCCCUUAUCUCCUAAUUUCUUUUAUAUUUUCUUAUAAAUUAAAUCCAACAGAUGCAACAUUUUCGUUUGCAAUGAUCUUUUAUCUUUGCGCACUUCUGAAUUCAUUGCUAAAUCCAUUACUGUACUGUUGGCGUGAUCAUGAUAUUCGCAAUGCAGCUAAACAAACUGUGAUAAAAUUAUUCUGUAGUAGACAAUAA
Molecule: messenger RNA, 915 nt
Organism: Pocillopora meandrina
Lineage: Eukaryota; Metazoa; Cnidaria; Anthozoa; Scleractinia; Pocilloporidae
Source: the annotation of a GenBank genome assembly